Molecule: messenger RNA, 2119 nt
Organism: Myripristis murdjan (pinecone soldierfish)
Lineage: Eukaryota; Metazoa; Chordata; Actinopteri; Holocentriformes; Holocentridae
Product: sortilin-like
Exons: 5
Coding region: 92-352 (86 amino acids)
Source: RefSeq, a predicted model, not a curated record
UCUAUCGAGAGAACUGAGCACAGGUGUGACUUCAUUCGCUGGCAUUGGUAAACAGUGGCCGGACGAUGAACGCAGGUUAACAAGUGUGUUAAUGGUCACCAGGAUGUCAACUCAGCAGGCUGAGCCAAGGCUGCAUCCCGGGGUCAUUGUAUCUGUGAUCUUUGUUACUCUGGCAGCGAUUGUUGCUGCCAUAUUGAUCAUCAAGAAAUACUGCUUCCCAGUCAAUGAGGCCACAUACAGGUACUCUCUGCUCAAGCGGCUGGAGGAUCAAGGCUCAGUAGUGACAGAGGAAGACAAUGACAUGGGGCCGGACACAGUGGGAGAGGAGUCAGAUGAGGAUCUCUUGGAAUAAACGGGGGGCGGCGUGGGAGGUGGAGCAGUCGUCUGGUAAUUGGAGGGUUCCCGAUUGGAUCCCCGGUUCCUUCAGCGAGCGUGUUGAAGUGUCCUUGAGCAAGACACUUAACCCUGUAAUUGCUCCUGAUGGGCAGCUUGGCACCUUGCACGGUAGCCUCUCCCGUCAGUGUGUGAAUGUGUGUGUAUGAAUGGGCAAAUGUGAGGUUGUAAAGCGCUUUGAGUGGUCGGUAAGCUUGAAAAGCGCUGUAGAAAUGCAGUCCAUUUACAAUAAAUCUGGCAGACUGCUCUUGGAUAACCUGAAAAGGAGUUUCGGGUUAGUAUGAAUUGUUUGUGUUUCUCGAUUUGCAUUUCCUAACUGCACUGAAUUUCGAUCAGCACGUUACCUUUGUGUUUAGUGAGAGAUGUUGCAGUUUAGCUUUAUCUGUAUUAUUACUGGAAUUGGUAGGUCACAUUGUGGGACUCAUAUCAAUUGAUGCCCCAGUGCUGAAUUCACUUGGCCAUAUUGAAGAUUUUUAGCUUUUUAACUCAUAACCAUAACCAAUCAUGACUUAUAAUAAAGACAUACUUUUAAAUCGCCGACUACCAACCUAAUGCAUGAUGAUAAACACAGCUGUCCCAUACUUUAGCUGUGUCAAAAGUCCAAUAAAAACCUCAACAGUUUUUUAGAUGUUCAGUAAUUUCCUCCCAUCAUAAUUGACUUCCAGUUGCAGUUACCCGAAUUGUAUUGUUCUUGUCAUCCUUACAUCAACCAACUUUACAUAAAUUUGCUGUGGAGUUCAAUACAUGCAGGCUUUUUAAUCGGCAGCCUUCUGCUGUUUUUUUUUUUUGUUUUUUUUGACAGCUGCAUCAUAAUCCCACUGACCUAUUAUAAAUAAAUGUACCAUACAGAAGAUGGGGGAAAAAAAGCAAACCUCCACCUGCUUGGGAAUGAUGAGUGAACAUUAUUAUGUCAGCAUCAGUGUCACAUGAUGCUAGUGUUGGGCGAUUAUUAAUAAAAAUUCAUCAUUCCACUAUGUAUCCAAUUACCAUAUGUAUGGCCAAGGAAAAUGAGCAAUGGAAUCAGUCUUGUGGCAUCAGUGUGUUCUGGGUAGCGGUUCAAUUUUCUUGACAGACGUUAUUAGUAGCAUGUGCCUCUGCAAACAUCUGCUGAUGGGCUUUCGCAUUGGAAUUGUUAAUGAUACUGACUUAUUUGUUUUGCUUUAGAUUUCGGUGUACAAUUAAGUAUUAUUCAUGUUGGUUAUUAAAUGCUUUUCAUGCCGGUGGGUUGGCUGGCAGGGGUGUGUGUGCCACCUGCUCACAUUGGCCCAACUCUUCCUCCAAGCCAUGCUCUUUCCCUCUCCUGUCUAGUAGAGUAGCAGUGCUAUAAAGAAAUCCUCUGCUGUUGCUCACUUGUUGGUGACAGAACAGCUGUGUGAACUGUGAAACUAGACCAAGGUCUUCCUGUAUUUAACAUUCAAUAGCUGAUUUACGUGUCUCAUUGUUGUUUCUUUUGUGCAUGGUCAUAUUGCUGAAAUGAAACAGCCAUGGCCGGAUUUUCACUGAAUAAAUAUCAAUGUGUAUUUACUUUCCUACAUAAUGUCCAGGAGUACAUUGUGUUCCCUGUGGAUCUGCAGCCACAGCACACAAAGACCCUCUACUGGUCGUCUCAAGUAUCACACCAUGCAUUAAACUUUGUUAAUGUCAUGAAUAUCUGCAGCCUGGAUGGAGAGCCCUUGAUACGUCACGACCUUGAAAAUUCCCCAGCAUACUACAGAACACAUCAUUA